GGCUGACGGACUUUGAGGAUAAAGGAGACUUAUACGCGUAAGACUAUGACUGCAUAGAAGAAAAAUAGAGAAAGAGAGACAGAGCUUAGCCAGGAAAAUAUAAAAGAUGAUAUAUUCUCUUUUAGGCAUCAUGGUGUUUGGUUUUUUCUUUUAGGAAAUCAAACGGACAGAGGCAAAAACCAGAUCAUCAUCAACCUCUAGCGUCCUAUAUUUUUGUGAGGGUUUUUGUAAUUUACAGUGCUACUAAAAAAACAACCUGACUUGGGUUUUGGCAGAAUCGAUUGGAGUGUGUCUAAACACAAAAUACUUGUUUUUUUUGUUCUUCUUUUAGCCUCCUUAAUUAGAGCCUUUCCAAAACUAGUCUAUUUUUGAUCUUUUGUGAACGACUAAGCUACAAAAAGAGAUAUGCAAAUGAUGUCCGGUGAUGGGUUUUCGAUUAAUAUGUCAUCCGCCAUUGACGGGUUUGCUCAAGAUCAUCAACUAAACGAUAACCCUAGCGGUGGCCUAAAACCCAAUCCUCCUAACGCCGUCGCCAAAAAGAAGAGAAAUCUCCCGGGAACACCAGAUCCAGAUGCUGAGGUUAUUGCCCUAUCUCCGACAACAUUAAUGGCAACAAACCGGUUCGUCUGCGAAAUAUGCAACAAGGGUUUCCAGAGAGACCAGAAUUUGCAGCUUCACCGAAGGGGUCACAACCUUCCCUGGAAGCUCAAGCAGCGACUGAACAAGGAGGUGAAGAAGAAGGUUUAUAUUUGCCCCGAGAAGACCUGCGUCCACCAUGACCCGUCGAGAGCUCUUGGAGACCUCACCGGAAUAAAGAAGCAUUUCAGCAGAAAACAUGGAGAGAAAAAGUGGAAGUGUGAGAAGUGUUCUAAGAAAUAUGCUGUCCAAUCGGAUUGGAAAGCUCACUCCAAGACCUGUGGGACUAGAGAGUAUAAGUGUGACUGUGGAACCCUCUUUUCCAGGAAAGAUAGCUUCAUCACGCACAGAGCAUUUUGUGAUGCCCUAACUGAAGAGAGUGCUAGGCUCACUACUUCAUCAGUUAUUGGAGUUCAUUCAAAUCUCAACUUUGGAAAUGAUGCAAUGUUAAACAAUCCAAUGAUGAACAAUAGUCAAGCAGUAGUUCAAGAUGUGUCUCAAAUUUCCAUGCAGUAUGGGCAAGGUUUGAUGAGGCAAGAUUUCAAUGGCUUAGAUCAGCUUCAUCAACAUGAGAAGCCAAGAUUGUCACUAUGGUUGAAUCAGCAGGCAACCAGUAAUUCUAAUCAGGUUAAUCUGAUGGAUGAUAUGCAAGCAAAUCCUAAUCAUCCGCUUUAUGUAACAUCAUCAAGCUCUAAUGCUUUUCCGGAAAUGGUGCAAAUGCCAUCGUCUUCCAACAAUGUCAAUCUUUUUGGCUCAUCUAAUUCCAUGACAACUUUUAGAGCUUCAACAAGUGGUGCAAAUCUCUCUUUGUCACCAGGUCAAGAAAGCGGGACUAGUAAGCUCAUUGGGAAAAAUAGUAAUUUAGUGAGCAGCGGCACGUCCAAGCCACCGGCUGCCCCAAUGUCAGCCACAGCACUUUUACAAAAAGCAGCUCAAUUGGGUUCGACUAGAAGCAGCAACAACCAAGGCAGCAGCUUGGGUGUAAAUGUAAUGUCCUCAUCAUCUUCUUCCAACACUUUGAGGGGCUUCUCGAAUUUGAACCAAAAUCGAUCGAACGAGCUUCAUCAAGUUGUUCAAAAUGCACAUCAAUCAGGUGGUGGUAGUGCAAAUUUGAGUUCAUUAACAAGUUCAUCAUCAAAUACUAGUGCUACUACACUUGAGCAGCUGAUGAAUACUAUUCAACGGGGUCCGAGCAAUAUCGGAAGUAUUGAUCAUCAAAACAGUCUAACUAGGGACUUUUUGGGCAUGGGAGGAGCAGGAGGAGGAGAACAUAUUGAUCAGUUAUCCCAUACCAAUAGGCAAAUAUUUUUUCCACAAGAUCUAGCCAAGUUUGCAUCUUCAAUGAGCCAAUUCACUCGCAACCACUAGAGUCCUAAUCAGAAAACUCAGGGAAGGACUAAGAUAUGCACCAUUACGGACACCACUAUAGUUCCCUUGACUAAUAAUAUAAUGUUGUAUGUAAGUCUUCAUGCAUAUUUCAUUGCAGUAUUAGUUCGGAAUACUGGCUAACGCCGUGUAGUAAGUCAUUCUCGAAAACUCAAUGUUCAUGUUGACAUAUUCAAAGUCAGUCUGAAUCAGGACACCGAGUUGAUGAAUUCAAACUCAGAUGGGGACCGCAUGCUUGCUGAAGGAUCAAUAAGGAUGAUGGGGGAGCUGGAUCUCUGUGGCUCUGCCUCUGGAUGCAGCAGGCAAAUGUGGUCUCAACUAGCUAGAGAGAGAUCAUAUUUAGUUUUUUUUCGGAUGGGGCCCAGCAUUGUAUUUGCAUGUCUGAAAGCGACAGAACGAAGAGCAAACUUCAAAUUAUAUAUAUAUUUGCAUGUUUUCGUUG
This is a messenger RNA of Pyrus x bretschneideri (Chinese white pear), 2464 nucleotides long. RefSeq names its product zinc finger protein JACKDAW-like. The record is from RefSeq and is a predicted model, not a curated record. Gene Ontology annotation, molecular function: DNA-binding transcription factor activity. NCBI's taxonomy places the organism in Eukaryota, Viridiplantae, Streptophyta, Magnoliopsida, Rosales, Rosaceae. Gene Ontology annotation, cellular component: nucleus. The transcript is spliced from 3 exons. The coding region runs from base 406 to 2004 and encodes 532 amino acids.